Messenger RNA from Strigops habroptila (Kakapo), 2859 nucleotides. It is a transcript of the gene PLEKHS1, whose product is annotated as pleckstrin homology domain containing S1. The record is from RefSeq and is a predicted model, not a curated record. NCBI's taxonomy places the organism in Eukaryota, Metazoa, Chordata, Aves, Psittaciformes, Psittacidae. The transcript is spliced from 15 exons. The coding region runs from base 285 to 1640 and encodes 451 amino acids.
GGAAUUUCCGUGUGGGUCAAAUUUCAGGGUGUUUGUAUUUGCACAUGAACUAUAAGAAGGCUGUCACAAUGCUGGGCAAGGACACAUCGUGCUUUGCUCCAGGAGGCAAUACAAGGAGUUUGGGAGUGCUUAAAGGUGUAUUUCUCUAAAGCCUUCUACGCCAUAAAGACAUUUUACCUGCAACUGUGCAUGCAGUGAAAUGCUGCUCAGCAACAAGUAAAGCCAAAGGAAUUAGCUUCAAGCUUUUUGCUCUGCUUACUAUCUGGGUGGAAGAAACAAUCAGGAUGGCUUCGACAGCUAAAAAAAAUUCUGCAGUGAGAACUCCAAAUACGUUUUGCCCUGAAGGUAGAGUCUGCAAGCACGGAUUCCUCAUCAAAUCACCACCUCUUCAACUUUUCAGCUCACAGAAUUCCUGGAAAAGGCGUUUUUUCAUCCUGUCCAAAUCCAGCAAGGACAAUUACAUCCUGAAGUAUCUGAAAGGCCAGAACAUAAAAGGCUCCAUAGCUGUUGAUCAAAUCAUAAAUAUUGAAGUUGGCAUCAGCAAAUCCGAAAUGAUGGAAAUGGUGAGGAAGAUGUUUAAAUGCCUUCCUGAGCAGGUGAUGUCCAUCAACACUGGAAACAGGUGUUACUACCUCAUUGGGAGCAGCAGGCAGGAAACAGAGGACUGGGUCACUGCGAUAUCUUCAGUCUGCAAGGAGACGAAAAGAGGUGGAUGCUGCCCUCAGAACCAAGAUCUUCCAAAUUCAGAAGUCAGAAGCCGGCCUUCCUCUUUGCCACUCUUCUUAAAUUCUAUAGAUACGACCAGUUCCCUAGAAAGGCAGAGCUACCAGAAGGAGAAUGGUUCCUCAGAAGACAAGAACAGGCCUAAUUCAGAUCCUGGCCCUCAUCAGGCUCAGCGUGAUGCAACAAGAGGAGUUUUUCCAAGUCUGGAUAAAACUCUGGGAAAGUCUGAGGAAAAUCUGGUGUUGUCAGAUACAGAUGAAGACAUCAAAAAUGAUGAAGAAGAUUAUUACCAAACUCCCAGCAAUAUUUUAGCAAAGUGGAAUACUGACCCUGAUGCUACAGCUGGGUUUGAUGUGCAAGAGAAACCAGUGCAGACGAACCCAGUACAGGAGAACAUUUAUAUGCCAAUGAAAUCACUCACGUUGCUGGAUGAGAGUUGCCAGCUCACAUGCAGACAGGAUGGACUCCCGUCUCUUCCCAAACGCCAGGACAACAGCACAUGUCCAAGAGACUUGGAAGCAAACAGAGACCUAAAAUUCCCAGAAAGCAGCACCAGCAGCCUCCAGAGAAGGCAAAAUUCAUCACCACUGUCAGUGGUUCAGUUGUCUAUACUGCUCAGUCAAAUUAAAGAUGAGACCCAGCUGCAGAAGUUGGAUAUUUUCGUCCCCCUGGCUGAUAUUAACAGUUACCUAAAACUUACCGAAGCAGCAGGACAAAUAUGUGUCUCCCAGUGGACUGGUCCUCACCAAGUGGGAUGUUUGUUUAACCACGGGGACCAUAUAGUGGCUGUGAAUGAUCUGCAACCCCAGAACGUGGAGGAGGCUUACUUCUUCAUCAGCAGGUCCACCAGAAAGGAGGUGAAACUUACUGUUUGUAGGAUUCCACAUUCAGAUAUCUUCCAUGUUAAAGGCUGCUGAUGUUCCUGGAAAAAGAGACCUCAGUGAUUAAUGGUGUUCAAAAGCCUGAAUUGUGCAUAAUGACAGAGGAAAACCCCAGUUCUGGAACUACAGAGGCUGUAGUUGGAAGACAAGACAUUCCUUGGGAGCUCUUCUCCACAGCUGCUAUGGGACCCUUCGCUCUGCACCGCCUCUUUGAGCACAACAAAUCCACUUUUGGCUAAGGAGUCUCUGAGGGAUGGGAUGCCCGGCUAUCACUACACAGGGCUUCUUCCAGCUCUGUAGCUAUGUCAUUCUGCCAGGACAGUCUCUAGGCCCGAAUCCUAAAACCACAGAUCAUCUAGUUCAAGAACAUGCACCGAGGAUGUCACCCUCAUCCUUUCCUGCCCAAGGCUUGCCUAAGCUCUUCUUCUGAACUUGAGAAAAGUCAAGUCCAAACCUUCCUGUGCUGUUCCAAGACUCAUCUUUCUGUAUAAUUAUGAAGGUUUUUUCCUAAUAUUUACACCAGAUGAUUUUUUUCACAAAAUGAAUCUGAUUCUUUUCUUGCCCUGUUUGCAGUGGGCACAGGGAAUGGGGAUUUCUGCUGUCUCCAGGGAAAUCUUCAUUCUAGAAGGCGUUUUUUCUGACUGCUCAUUUUCUUUCUCCUCCUACAUUCUUUCAGCAUGUUUCCCAACACCUCCUGAAAGUAAGUGGUCAUAUGCCACAGAACUGCAAGACAAACACACUGUGUUCCCAGUUAUGGGUGAACAAACAAAGGAGGUGAGCCAGCCGUGAGGCAACUUCCUGCAACUUCAUAAAGAAGCAUGUCCAGAAAGAGGUGACCUAGAGAAGAAGCUGUGAACCGUACAUGGUGGUAGGAGGAGAGCCAUUGCCAUGGAACCUGCACGUGGCAUUGCUGCUGGAGGUGUUGAGCAAUGCAUGCUGCACCUCUUGGCCAUGGAAGAAUGUGCCUGUUGGACAAACUAUAGGAUUUGGGUAGAUACAGCAUGCACAGGAUAAUUCCAGGGUAUUUCAGAAAACUGGGGGAUUACUUCUGUACUUCACUAAACAGUUCCUGACGUGUUAGCCCAUAGCUGGUCAUUAUGUCAGUUUGCACAGUGAUAAAUGCAGAAUAAUGUCACAUAUUGGCUGAUUCAUAGCACUUACAGAAGUACAAUAUGGAAAUGACACUGGUACAGUAAAUUCUGGGAGGGUGUAUGCCUGCCCACAUGCAAUUAAUAAAUGUGUUAACACUUUACAA